Messenger RNA from Peromyscus californicus insignis, 1310 nucleotides. RefSeq names its product RNA exonuclease 2 (gene Rexo2). The record is from RefSeq and is a predicted model, not a curated record. NCBI's taxonomy places the organism in Eukaryota, Metazoa, Chordata, Mammalia, Rodentia, Cricetidae. The transcript is spliced from 4 exons. Gene Ontology annotation, molecular function: 3'-5'-RNA exonuclease activity; nucleic acid binding. Gene Ontology annotation, cellular component: mitochondrion. The coding region runs from base 79 to 531 and encodes 150 amino acids.
GUUUGCGACGUUUAGCGACUGUGGCGCCUGCGCGCGCUGGGCCGGCGGGGCUGGGGCCGUGGCGGCUCGUGCCGGGUGAUGCUAGGCGUAUCCCUGGGCUCCAGGCUGUUGCGGGGCGUGGGUGGCAGGCACGGGCAGUUCGGGGCGCGAGGUGUUAGCGAAGGUGGCGCAGCCAUGGCGGCAGGGGAGAGCAUGGCUCAGCGGAUGGUCUGGGUGGACCUGGAGAUGACAGGAUUGGAUAUUGAGAAGGAUCAGAUUAUUGAGAUGGCCUGUCUGAUAACUGACUCUGAUCUUAACAUUUUGGCUGAAGGUCCCAACCUGAUUAUCAAACAGCCGGAUGAGUUGCUGGACAGCAUGUCAGAUUGGUGCAAGGAGCAUCAUGGGAAGAUAGUCUUCUAUAGUAAUGGUUCAAGAAACCAGAGAGUUCCAGAGUUCCAGAGAAACCAGCUGAGACCAUCCUUGCCUUCCACCCACCCUGAUUUGGAGUACACGUCUCACUUUUGUGUAUCAGUGAAAUGGCUUGGAACUUGAUCAGAGAAACACAGACGAACUCAGCAAAAAUUCCCCCCAUAUUUUUAUUAUGGAAACAAUUCCAAAUGCACAGAAAAGUUGGAUUUGGUCAUCGUUAACCUUUGUCACGUUGGUUUCCCCUCUAUUUUUCUUGCUGCUUUUGGACAUUUGAAAAUAAACUGCAGGCUUUGUGAUACUUCCUUCCUAAAGUCCCCCUCAAGCAGCUCCUAAGAGUCAGGACGUUUUCUUAUGUAACACAGUAUUACUGUUGCAUUGGAAAUCAUUAACAUCAUUUAAGAAUAUUCAUGGUAUCUUGCCCACAUUUGAAAUACCCUAAAGUGUCUGUUUUGAACCCAGAUUUAGUCACUGCUCAUAUAUAUUUUAUUUGGUUAUUUCCUCUCUAGUUGGUUAGUCUAAAAUCAUUUACCUAUCUCUCCCCACCCCUGCUCCAUCCCUGAGACAUUGACUUUAAAGAGACCAGGUCUAUUACGCUAAGAUUUUUAAAGGGUUGACAUUGUCAGAGGGAAGGUAAUGUUCUGUGAGGGUGUGUUUGCAUUUGUGUAUGUAAAUUGGUAUGGUAACUUAACACUUUCAAUAUAAAGAAAUUAUAUAUAAGAGCAUAUAUUGUAUAAAUGGUUUUUUUUUUCUUAGCCGAUGCGGCUGAUGUCCAUUUUAGAGUUCUCAUUUAAAAUCCAGUGUUUAUAAUAUAAAUUAUUGUAUGGAAACAUGAAUAUGGAUAUGAUUUGUCAAAAACAUUGGAAUGUAAAAUAAAGGUUUAUCUACUAUAUGAUUCAGUUAAA